Apis laboriosa (Himalayan honeybee) is the source of this 1311-nucleotide messenger RNA. RefSeq names its product A-agglutinin anchorage subunit (gene ITP). Gene Ontology annotation, cellular component: extracellular region. Lineage: Eukaryota; Metazoa; Arthropoda; Insecta; Hymenoptera; Apidae. Gene Ontology annotation, biological process: circadian rhythm. The record is from RefSeq and is a predicted model, not a curated record. The transcript is spliced from 4 exons. Bases 122 to 835 code for a protein of 237 amino acids. Gene Ontology annotation, molecular function: neuropeptide hormone activity.
GGGAAAUUUUUACUAGUUGAUAAUAAAGUUUUCUUGAAUUUUCAACGAAUUAGUAGAAUUGAUUUCGAUUUAAUUUAAUGUUCGUCGAAAGAAAUGAAGCUGCCGACGCAUAUAAUCCACCAUGGGGGACAACGACCGUCAUCACGCUACGAGAAGCUGUGUCAACUUAACAAUUCACUAUACUAUGCAUCGGCAACAGAGGAUUCGAUCUUCGUUAUCGUCAUCUUUAUUAUCGUUGCCAUUCUCAAUGUCUCGAUCAUCCAUUCUACCCGCACCGCUAUCACCAACUACAUCAAUAUCGUCUGUGACAACAUCUACAUCAACUUCAACGUUGUCAUCACCGUUGUCAUCGUCAUCCAUCUUUUUACCAUCGUCUGCAACGUGGUCGACAUCCAAUUUAUCGUCGUAUUCUUGGAGUGUACAACAAACCUCGUAUUCGAGGUUACCCUCGUUACCAAGCGAAUUGUCGAUCAUGUCAAUAUCCUGUCCAAGACUCGUCUCUGUGUUAGCCUGGUCUGUGACGCUUUUACUUGUUUCAUCAUGCAUCGGUUUAACGGACGCUGGCAUUUUAAAUGGACACCCUUUGGGUAAAAGGUCCUUUAUUGAUAUUCAAUGUAAGGGUAUAUAUGAUAAAAGUAUCUUUGCCCGACUGGAUCGAAUCUGCGAGGAUUGUUAUAAUCUAUUUCGAGAACCUCAAUUGCAUCAAUUAUGCAGGAAAAACUGCUUUACAUCAGACUACUUCAAAGGAUGCUUAGACGUAUUGUUAUUACAAGACGAAGUAGAAAAGAUCCAAACAUGGAUCAAGCAACUUCAUGGAGCGGAACCCGGGGUUUAGGCAAGACUGCUUUGGUACGGAAUAUUUUACAAGCUGUAUUCAAGCAUUGCUGCUUGAAGAUGAAAAGGAAAAACUUUACGAAAUGGUCGAGUACCUAGGUCGCAAGAAGUAAGAGGAAGAGAACACAGAAGCGCUUUCAUCGUGAAGGCUUCCAUUUUUAUGACAUCUACGAUGAAUGAUUUUAAUAAGACCAACGAGAAACUAUAAGAAACAACGAGAAACGAGAAACUAUAAGAAACAAUUUUUAUAAAAAGAUCAUUACAAAAUUGUGAAAAAUUACAAUAUUCGUUUAUGCUACUUCUUUUAUGAAAGAAUACUCUUAAAUUGGGAAUUUGAGGCACGCAAUCAUACUUUUUCCAUUCUCUUCUAUGAUAUAUCAUAUAGAACAACAAAAAUGAUAUUAUCGAAGUAACUAAUAAUUGUUAUACAUAUAUAUACAUAGACAUUCAUCCGAAAAAGAGGAGAAAGAAGAAGAA